AGUGGCCCUUUUUCGUUACCUUGCUGUUAGGAUAGCAAAAUGGGCGGCGAGAACGUGCGCCUGUACGUGAAGGGCCACAUUCUGGGCUACAAGCGGUCCAAGGCCAACCAGCAGAAUCAUACCGCUCUUCUUAAGAUUGACGGGGUGGCCACGAAGAAGGAGACGGCUUGGUACCUGGGCAAGCGCAUCGCCUAUAUCUACAAGGCCAAGACCGAGAAGCAAGGAACGAAGUUCCGGUGCAUUUGGGGCCGUGUUAUGCGCGCGCACGGCAACGUCGGCGUUGUGAAGGCAAAGUUUGCUUCCAACUUGCCUCCUAUCAGCCUGGGUGGCGCUGUCCGCGUUAUGCUCUACCCCAGCCGCGUGUGAUGUGUGCAAUGGUCCACGGAGGCGGAGAGCGGCGGCGUUGCCACAGCUUGAUGUAACUGCAAAGUGGAAUUC
Messenger RNA from Volvox carteri f. nagariensis, 438 nucleotides. It is a transcript of the gene rpl35A, whose product is annotated as component of cytosolic 80S ribosome and 60S large subunit. The coding region runs from base 40 to 366 and encodes 108 amino acids. Gene Ontology annotation, molecular function: structural constituent of ribosome. Gene Ontology annotation, cellular component: cytosolic large ribosomal subunit; ribosome. The record is from RefSeq and is a predicted model, not a curated record. Lineage: Eukaryota; Viridiplantae; Chlorophyta; Chlorophyceae; Chlamydomonadales; Volvocaceae. The transcript has a single exon. Gene Ontology annotation, biological process: cytoplasmic translation; ribosomal large subunit biogenesis.